Messenger RNA from Anopheles maculipalpis, 2485 nucleotides. It is a transcript of the gene 5-HT2A, whose product is annotated as D(2) dopamine receptor. The coding region runs from base 14 to 2485 and encodes 823 amino acids. The transcript has 7 exons. Gene Ontology annotation, molecular function: neurotransmitter receptor activity; serotonin binding; G protein-coupled serotonin receptor activity. The record is from RefSeq and is a predicted model, not a curated record. Gene Ontology annotation, biological process: serotonin receptor signaling pathway; G protein-coupled receptor signaling pathway, coupled to cyclic nucleotide second messenger; chemical synaptic transmission. Gene Ontology annotation, cellular component: dendrite; membrane. NCBI's taxonomy places the organism in Eukaryota, Metazoa, Arthropoda, Insecta, Diptera, Culicidae.
GUGCAAAUCAACCAUGGACGAUGGAGACAUAUUCGGUUGGUGGUGUGACAAUUGGAAAGCGUGGCGUUACAUGGUGUCCUGUGCCAGCUACAGCAACAGUUCCGCUUCGCUCCUUUGGGGCCCCGACGUGCUGUGCCGGUUUGACGAUGCGAGUGUACGCUCGAACACAAUCCCCACGACGGGCGAUGGUGCGGUUGAGCUACGGACAGGAAAUAGUACGGCCCCGGUUAGCCUUUAUCAGGCCGUUACACAGUGCUAUCAAACGUUUAAGUGUGUCCUGCAUUCCAUAGUGUCCGGUGGUGAUCGGCAUGCCGAGCAGGUGCGGUGGAACGAUGCGUUGUACGAGUGUGCUCCGGAACCGGCGUUGCCGGACAGUUGGCAGCUGCCGGAUACGAACUGUAGAGUGGCGGCCUCUCACAACAUAACGCUGAUCGUGCGCGAAGUGUUACAGCCAGUAUCGGAACUGAUCGUGAAGCUACCCAAGCUGUUACUGCAGCUCGGUGAGAUCAGCUUCGGCAGUUUAGAUACAAUCGAUUCCGAUCGUUUGCUAGCCGGAGGAUGCUGGAACGCUUCCCAGGCCCUGUUGUACGGUGGGACAGGUGAUCCGUUGUUGCAGCGAUCGGAGUCAGUGCAACCCACAGCCCAAACAACGCGAGCAGCAUCAAACUCUGAACAAACCUAUCGACUUGUGUGUGGCAAUGCAACCGGAUCACAGGGUUCCUUCUUCGAGAGUGAUGCAUUUGAGCUGGUGAGUGUGUCACUGCUCGAGCCGAUCCAGUGCUGGAUGAAUAUCGAACUGCAGAACGCACUGGUUAGCCAAUCGUGGCUAAACGGUGUAGAGCAUUCAGUAGCUGCGUUGGCCAGCUGGAACCAAACCCAACUCAUCGAUAACCUGCAAAGCGGAGGUGACUCGGCUCAGGGUCGGUACGAGUGGAGUUUCCUGUUCGUUAUUUUGUUCAUAUUUGCCGGUGGACUAGGAAACAUUCUCGUAUGCCUGGCAGUGGCACUCGAUCGUAAGCUGCAGAAUGUUACCAACUAUUUUUUACUGUCCCUUGCCAUUGCCGACCUGCUCGUCAGUCUGUUCGUGAUGCCGUUGGGUGCCAUUCCAGGAUUUUUAGGGUAUUGGCCCUUCGGAGUCACGUGGUGCAACAUCUACGUUACGUGUGACGUGCUGGCCUGUUCGGCAAGCAUCCUGCACAUGUGCUUCAUUAGUCUCGGCCGUUACCUUGGUAUCCGGAACCCGCUCGGCAGCCGGCAUCACUCGACGAAGCGCUUGACGGGAAUAAAGAUCGCAUUAGUGUGGCUGCUGGCGAUGCUCGUUUCCAGCUCCAUAACCGUGUUAGGUAUGAUCAACCGGGACAACAUUAUGCCCGGCCCGAACGAAUGUGUCAUCAAUAAUCGAGCCUUUUUCGUGUUCGGCUCGCUGGUCGCAUUUUACAUCCCCAUGGUGAUGAUGGUCGUAACGUACGCGCUCACCGUGCAACUGCUGCGCAAGAAGGCACGCUUUCUCGAACAGCAUCCGGAGGGAGAACUAUUCCGAAGACUGGGAGGACGCCUGGCAUCCUCCAAACACUCCAAUAACUCGCAAAGUGAUGGCUCCUCCACAUCUAAUAAAGCGGUCGAAAUGAAGAAAUUCACCGUCAACAACAAUAAGCAGCCAUCAUUUGCGCAGCACGACUCAUCGCCACCGUCCUCGCUGCCAUCGGUGACCACUGCGCACAGUGCGCUGCCUUGGCGAUGGCACGGCACCACGACCGGCACCAGCAAAAUGGACAGAAUAAGCUCAAUCAAAGGCAGUAUGUCGCAUCCGCACCUGGGCUACAGCAACGGUGGUAACCGCACGAUCGCGACCGGCGGUGUUGGCAAGCGGUCCUGCCGCACCGUCUGCGACCAGGGCACACAAACACCGGACAGCAUCGAGCGGGAAACGAGGCGCCAAAAAUUCUGCUCCUUCCGGAUACACCUGAACAGCGUACCGACGCCAGCGAUAAAUUUCAAUUUGAAGUUUCUCGGCAGUAAAAAGCGCACCAACUUAUCGGCGAACGCGGUCGCGACCGAGCAAAAGGCCACCAAGGUUCUGGGUCUAGUGUUUUUCACAUUCGUCUUUUGCUGGGCUCCAUUCUUCAUCCUGAACAUCAUAUUUGCCGCCUACCCGGACGCGAAGGUGCCGGAGCGUAUCGUCAGCAUAUGUCUCUGGCUGGGUUACGUUUCGUCGACAAUAAAUCCAAUCAUUUACACAAUCUUCAACAAAACGUUUCGGGCAGCGUUUAUCCGGCUGCUGCGCUGCCGUUGCGAACGCUCGGGACGGCCGCCAAGAUAUCGCUCGGUAACCGAUAGCCGCGGUGCGAUCAGCCUCUGCACACCGUCCGCCUUACCGUUGGCCAUAUCACUGCAAGGAUCGUCACUGCUUACUCCUUCCACUACUCAGGCCACCCCGCUAAGCGACUUUCGGGGCAGUUACGAAAUCACGGAUGACGAUUGCUGA